Messenger RNA from Triplophysa rosa, 2776 nucleotides. It is a transcript of the gene il17ra1a, whose product is annotated as interleukin 17 receptor A1a. Gene Ontology annotation, molecular function: interleukin-17 receptor activity. NCBI's taxonomy places the organism in Eukaryota, Metazoa, Chordata, Actinopteri, Cypriniformes, Nemacheilidae. The coding region runs from base 55 to 2421 and encodes 788 amino acids. The transcript is spliced from 12 exons. The record is from RefSeq and is a predicted model, not a curated record.
UUGUUUCCUGCACCUACGCCAACCUGUUUACCGUACUCUGAUCAAACGUACAUCAUGAGUUUCUUGUACCUGGGAGUUGUCGUGUUUUUCACCUUGAUACCUGUAAUGCUGAACAUGCACGUUAUGGAUGAUGGGCUGUCUCUGAACUGUUCACAAAAGGAAGUACAAUGUAAACCAGAAUUUAAUAACUGCAUGUAUGAUGGGUUGCUCAAGCCUUCAAAUUUCACUCCUAGUGGUCCAGAUGAUUUAAGAGUACUUAUUGAUGUAAGAACUAACAAAAAAGGUGAACUAGAGCCAGUGAUAGUGGCAGAAUGGAAAGCGAAGGAUGAUGGAAGCAUACGUUUUUUGGAAGGAACAGAGCUCAGUGUGACCAAGUUAUCUACCAAUGCGCAUCUGUGCGUCCAUUACAUGUUCCUCCAAAAGUUUAACUCCAUGAAAAAUUCUGAUGGUGAAAAGUGGUCUUUUUCUCUGGAUAAAGUUGUGGUAGAUCCAGGCCUUGCAUACCUAGUGACUGUCUCCAAUCUUCCUAAGCCAAAUUUAGAACACACCAAUUACAACAUCAACAAAAGAGUUGUUGUUCCAGAUUGUGAUGAUCCUUUGAUUCGCCCGACCAAAAUCUGUUAUGAAAUAGGGGAAACGUGGCAACCUAAUGUUACCGCGGGGAAGACCGUAGGUCUGGAUGGCAAGCCUGUUCUAUCUGUGGCAUUUAAUCCUGGAGAGAAUGCAGAAAAGUACAAUGUUUUUGUAAGGUGCAACAAGGACAGCCAAACGAAGACUCUUUUUAAGGAUAGUCAGACAUUACUAAAUGUGACGUAUGACCUGGAUAACUGGCCGAAGACUUGCUGCAAUUUUGAUGCUGAGAUCAAGCCAUUUUUCCCUAAGUGUGGUAAUGACUGUCGCCGAAAGAAUCACAAAUUUAACAUUUGUCCUGAACCACUUCCAACUACCCCCACCUGCACAAAUUCAAUACUAUGGAUCAUUUAUGUUGGUUUAAGCCUCCUCAUUUGUGGCGUUGCUUUUUAUGCCAUUUAUUUGCACUGCAGGAAACAGCAUAAAGAUCCAGAAACGCCUCCCGACCCUCAUGAAACGGAAAUGUCUGUUCCACCUGGCUCACGAUCCGUAUUGAUCGUCUACUCCAGGGAUCAUCCUCUAUACACAGACAUAGUUCUAAAACUCUCUGCCUUCCUGCGGGCCAAAUGCGGGGUGGAGGUCGUGCUAGACUUGCUCGACACUACAUGGCUCGGCACCAUCGGCCGCUUACAGUGGAUCGAGCAACAAAAGCGUCGCAUCGAGCAAAACUCAGGCAAGAUCCUGGUCCUGUGUUCCCCAGGGGUGCAAGCGAAAUGGGGCGCUAUCUGCGGUGAGCCUCGCAUCCUUCUACGGGAAGACGCACGAUCUCCGAUGGGAGACAUGCUGACCCUCGCCCUCCAGCUGAUCACACCUGAUAUGCAGUAUCCCGCUUCCUACGGGAAGUAUUUGGUGGCGUACUUCGAUGACAUAAGCAGCGACUGCAACGUGCCCUCUAUGUUUGACAUUGCGGUGAAGUACAAGCUGAUGAAGCAUUUCGAAGAGCUCUACUUUCACAUCCUCGACAUGGAGAAAUAUCAGCAGGGGAUGAUGCAUUGCAUUAAAGGAAUCAGCAAAGACGACUACUACAAGUGCCCUUCGGGAAAAGCCUUGAGGGAUGCAGUAGAAACCUUCCAGGCCUACCAAAUGGAGAAUCCGGAUUGGUUCGAGAGCGAGUGCGUGAACAGCGAAGACGACGUGAGAGGAGAGUCCAGCCCGCUUCUUGACAUCCAAACUGGAGUGCAGCCCAUUUACGAGUUGAAGCCUGUGUAUAACCACGGUCUUCCGAUCCUCGUGAAUGAGGUGGAAAUCCACCAGGAGAUCCACAGCGUUUGCGCCGUGAUUCCACAAAUUCAUGACAUCCCUGAGGAGUCCUCCGUCAGGAUGAUUAGUCCCGUGGUCAAUUCGCAUCACAGCCAAGUGGUUUCCAAUCAUCCAGAAGUGGAACCUCCUCUUCAAGUAUCUAUCGUUGGUAUGAUCCCCAAUGGCCCCGAGAGCUACCCGUAUGUCCCCGGUGAACCAGUAUCUGUGGAACCAUCACAUCCUCCUUUGGAGUCAAGAUUGAAUGAAAUGUUUUCCGUGGGGGAACAGUCGGAGAGCUGUCAGACGGCGAACAGCGAUGGUCAGUCCUUUGCGCCGCCUUCCGAACAAGCUGUUCAGCAGCUGGUGGACUUAUUUAACACUUUUUGGACUCUUCGGGAAGUCACAGCACCUCCGCCGUCAAUGGAAGACAGCUUCCAGUUAAACCAGGAGAUGGACUUAUCCCAACCAGCGGAGGUGGAGGAACAUGAAAUGGAUGGAGCUUCACAAACCAGACCAUCAGAGGGGUCGGACCAGGGCUAUAGUUCCAGAUAGUGUUAGAGAGAUUAAUAUACACUAUGUAAUUAUUUUAUAUAACAAUUUCUGAUAUAUAUGAAAUGAUGACAUUGGCACAUGAGUGCGAUCAGAUCACUUUUACUGUACAAGUAUCUUUAAUAAACAGGUUUAUACAGAACAGCAGAGCACACACUUUCAAGCUUAUGUGUAACUAUUCAACACAAGUCAAAGUAUUUCUGUUGGGCUUGUUCAGUAAAUUUGUUUGUAUAUUGCACUGGAAUUGCUUUUUAUUUUGAUUGUUGUUUUUACAGUUUGUCAGCUAUUAUUCUGUUAGAAUCUGUAUAUAAUUGCAUUGACUAUGUUUCUAAUUUUAUAAAGCAGCACUCUUUGGUAA